This is a messenger RNA of Aphanomyces invadans, 1518 nucleotides long. RefSeq lists its product as hypothetical. The transcript has a single exon. The record is from RefSeq and is a predicted model, not a curated record. The coding region runs from base 1 to 1518 and encodes 505 amino acids. Lineage: Eukaryota; Oomycota; Saprolegniomycetes; Saprolegniales; Verrucalvaceae.
AUGAAGUGUGCUUUGGUCAACGCGCUCGUCCUUGCCGCUGUUGCCAACGUCGCCGCCCAAAACGAGCCCGUCCCUACAGGGUUAGUCAAGUUCGACCAUGGCCUCGUUGUGUCGGCCCCUGAUGAGCCAACCGCCGUCGAAUCUGCCGAAGCCACGAGACUAGUCGACAUCGUUCAAGAUUUUGAGAAGCUUGUGCGCAAAGGAAUGGAAGACUUCAAGACGAUCACGAGCUUGGUCCAGUUGAUUCGAACCAUCGCCACGACGGGCCUCAACACCGACAACGGCCAGCAAUUCGUCGCGGCCAUCCAAGACGCCAUCAAAAUUGGCGUUCUCCGUGUAAAGGACGGCAAGGACCUGGUGAAAGGCAUCAAGGACAUCGUCGCCCGUGGAAAAGUCGACGGUCCCCAAGCGGUCGCCGACAUUAUGAAGGUCCUCGAAGACGGAAUGAAGCCUGCGACGGUCGCCGAACUCAUCAGUGACCUACAAAGAGUCAUUCAAAAUUCAAGCAAGGACGCCACGACGACGCUCAAUUUGGUCAAGCUGAUCCAAUCGAUCCAACGCGACGGUCUCAACGCCAGCAACGGGGCGCAGUUGGUGCACGACAUUCAAAAGGCCAUCGCGGCUGGCAUCUUGCACGUCAAGGACGGUGCCAACCUUGUCCGUACGAUCCAAAUCAUUGUGAAGAACGGCAUGUCGUUGCAAGAUGGCGCCCUUGUUGUGGACGCGAUCCAAAAGGCGCUUGAAGCCGCGCUGGUCCCGUUUGACCCGCUCCCAAUGGUCUGUCGUCGCAAGGGUGUUGGGCGCGGCGUGGGCACUGUUCUCGAAAACCAGUGCAAGAAGGACGAAGAAGCGUACGGGGCCCUGUGCUACCCGACGUGCGAGGAAGGGUACGAGAAGGUCGGGUGCUGCAUCUGCCGCAAGAAGGGCUGCGGUGGUGUUGUGGGCUUCACGGAUAUUGGCGCGUCGUGCACAAAGCCCGCCGCGUACGGCCGCGGCGCUGGCUACGCCUUGUGGCAAGAAGACAAGUGCAAGAAGGAGAACGGCGGCACGUGCGAGAAAAAUGGUUUGAUGUGGUACCCCCAGUGCCGGACUGGUUUCCACCCUGUCGGCUGCUGCAUCUGCUCGCCGAAUUGCCCUGCUGGUACGAUUGACGAUGGCGAGUUUUGCCACAAAGACUCGUACGGGGUCGGUGUCGGCGUGUCUCGCUUGGGAUGCCCCGCUGGCAUGGAACAGAGUGGUGCGUUGUGCUACCCUCCAUGUGCCCCCACCUUUAUCGGCACCGGCCCCAUGUGCUGGCCGCAAUGCUUUGGCGGUACUCCGUUUAAGUGUGGCCUCUUUUGCACGUCGUCGGCUACAACCUGCUUCACGUCGGCCAUUCCAAUUGUUGGCUCGGCUAUUAAGGUCGCCUUGAGUCUGUUCAACGACGACUACGCCAGCGCUGCGGUGGGAGUUACCGAAGGCGGCAGCAAAAUCAUCAAGAUCCCACAAUGCUCGUCCUACAUCGCCACGCUGCCUUGA